Messenger RNA from Caretta caretta (loggerhead turtle), 1582 nucleotides. NCBI's taxonomy places the organism in Eukaryota, Metazoa, Chordata, Testudines, Cheloniidae. The record is from RefSeq and is a predicted model, not a curated record.
GUGGGGCCCCUUGUUCCUUGAACUGUGCCCAUUUUCCCCUCUGGGUCAAGGGAUCUGGUGCCAGGACUCAGAUCCGUUCGCCGUCCAGUGCUACUGGGGGCCUGCAGAACCAAACCGGUCUAGGGAGCCGCCCCAAGAGCCCGGCCUCGCUCAUGGCUCCGGGUUACAAAACUAGAGAGUGAAAGUGGAACUGAGCAGGCAGCGGCCAGCCGGGCUCUGUGCAGAGCCAGACACGCAGAGAGCCAGGGAGGCGGUGGGGGACACCCAGAGACAACCGGAGAAAUUGAAUUAACCGCAGGGUCUGCGCUGGAGUCUGCUCACCAGGGCCUGUGGGGUCAGGGGGAUGGAGCAACUCUGGGAGGACGUCACCUGCUCCAUCUGCUGGGACGUGUUCAGCGACCCCGUCUCCAUCGAGUGCGGCCACAACUUCUGCCGGGGCUGCCUCUCGACUCACUGGAGCGAGGUCUCAGCCCAGGGGCACCGCUGCCCGGAGUGCCGGGCUUCCUGCUCCAGGGACAGGAUGAUCCCAGACACACGAGUCAGAAACCUGGUGGAGAAAAUCACCGAACACCUGCAGGAAGAGCCGGAGCCGCAGGGGCCGGGGGCUCAGCCGGAGCCGGGCCACCCGGUGCAGCUGGUGCGUCUGGAUGAGGAAGAGAACCUGAUCCUGGACAAGAAGGCCCUGAGCCGCUGCCUGGAGCAGGGUGGGGCGGGGGACGCCCCCGUCUGCGUGGUGUCCAUCGUCGGGGGGCAGCGCCGGGGCAAAUCCUUCCUGCUGAACUACCUGCUGCGCCGGCUCCGGAGCCCGGACGCGAGGGACGGGUCGUGGAUGGGCCAGGAGGAUGAGCCCCUGGAGGGGUUCGAGUGGCGCGCCGACAUGCAGCAAGUCACCAACGGGGUGUGGAUUUGGAGUCAGCCCAUCUGGGUCCCCACCCCGGGCGGGAAGGUGGCCGUGCUGCUGGUCGACACCGAGGGCUCCAUGGGCAUUGAAAGGAAGAAGGAGAACAGCAUCAAACUCUCCGCCUUCUCCGUGCUGCUCAGCUCCUAUCAGAUACUGAAUAUUUCGAAUGAGGUGAACGACGCGGAUCUUGAAUACCUGGAGAUGUUUGUGCGUGUGGCCGAAGAGGUGGGAAAAGCGUACGGACUGAAGCCUGUUCAGCAUCUAGACCUGCUGGUGCGGGAUUGGAGCAGCUCCCCGGACCUUGGAGCCGAGGGUGGGGAGCAGCAUCUGAGACACAUCCAAGAGAUUCUGGAGGCGAGGUCCCCUUGCAAACACCCCAAGGCCCUGGAAGCGCUGAAGAGAAGCAGCAGCCGCUGUUACCUGAUGCCCUUCCCUGGCAGAGGGAUCACGAUGGGGAGCGAGGGAAGGCUGAGAGACAUGGAUGAUGAUUUCCGGGGGAGCCUGAGGGACUACGUCACCGCCCUGGUGAGCUCGGCUGGUCAACACAUCCGGAUGGACCAGCAUGGGGAGAUGCUCACUGGGACACAGCUCGCUGCCAAGAUAAAGAAUUUAUCUGAUGUGAUGAAGAACCAUCGCUCCGGCUUCUCCUCUCCCUGUCAGCUUGCACCACACCUCCCAUGA